Messenger RNA from Aspergillus calidoustus, 1050 nucleotides. Lineage: Eukaryota; Fungi; Ascomycota; Eurotiomycetes; Eurotiales; Aspergillaceae. The record is from the annotation of a GenBank genome assembly.
AUGGCGACAGCGACAGAGCCCUCCCCUUCUCCCUCCACCCUUACCCAAACGCCGCCCUCCAAGCAAUUCUACAUAUUCGGCCGCACCCUCUCGUCCAGCAUCUCCCCCACGAUCCACAACACGGCCUUUCGCCACCACAACCUGCCCUACACAUACAGUAUCCACGAAAGCGAAACAAUGGGCGAUGUCGCACACCUCAUCCGCGACAAUCCCACAUUCGGCGGCGCCAGUGUGACGAUGCCGCAUAAGCUGCAGGCCUAUACAGUCUGCGACAGACUGAGUGAGACGGCGAGGGUAAUCGGGGCAGUUAAUACGCUGGUCGUAUCCGAGAUCGAGGAUGCGGUUGCGGAGGCCGGGGGGAAGAAGAAGAAGCGCGUCAUUACCGGUGAUAACACGGAUUGGUCCGGGCUGUAUGCGAUUCUGGCGAGGUAUUUUGCUGCCACAGGCACCGCUGCAGCUCCCGCUACCGCUACCGUUACCGCUACCCCUGUACAACCCUCGACGCGUGCGUCUGCCCCUGCGCCGCGAGGGACAAUCGGCCUCGUCAUCGGCGCAGGCGGCGCCUCGCGCGCAGCGCUUUAUGCCAUGUACAAAGCAGGCGUGUCGACCAUCUACCUCAUCAACCGAACACGCGCAACAGCGGAGAAAGUCCAGGCGGAUUUCCGCGCGCUAUUUCCAAUCAACAUCGUCGCUGACCUGGGGGAUCUUCCGCGUGCGCCGGAUGUCGUUAUCGGGACUGUUCCUGCGGAGACGACGACCGAGGGGCAGUUUGCUUUGCUGUUUCGUGCUGAGGCUGAGACGGGCAAGCCGAAGAAAGGGUUGUGCAUUGAUAUGUCGUACAAGCCGGCGCAGACGCCAUUGUUGAAUGCUGCAAAGGGGAGUCGGGUGUGGGUGACUGUGAACGGGGUGGAGGUUUUGCUUGCGCAGGGGUUUGAGCAGUAUCGGCUUUGGACGGGGAUGGAGGCGCCGAAGGACAAGGUUAUUCAGGUGGUGACGGAGAAGAUGGGGGAGAGUGCUCGUGUGGAUAGGGGGUCCUUUGGGAUGCUGUAA